UUCAGACUAGGUAGCCAUGUCAGCCAAAGCCAUCUCUGAGCAGACGGGGAAGGAGUUCCUCUACAAGUAUAUCUGCACAUCCUCUGCCAUCCAGAACCGCUUCAAGUAUGCUCGGGUCACCCCGGACACUGACUGGGCCCGGCUCACCCAGGAUCACCCCUGGCUGCUGAGUGAGCGUUUGGUGGUGAAGCCAGAUCAGCUGAUCAAGCGACGUGGGAAGCUUGGACUGGUUGGAAUUAACCUGACCCUGGAGCAGGUGAAGGUUUGGCUCAAACAGCGUCUGGGCCAAGAAACCACGAUUGCUAAUGCUAAGGGAAUCCUAAAGAAUUUUCUGAUUGAACCCUUUGUCCCUCACAAACAGGAGGAAGAGUUCUAUGUGUGCAUCUAUGCUGCCCGUGAGGGAGACUAUGUGCUCUUCCACCACGAGGGGGGUGUGGACGUGGGAGAUGUUGAUGCCAAAGCUCAGAAGUUGCUUGUGGCAGUGGAUGAAAAGCUGAAUGAAUCAGAUGUAAAGAAACAUCUCCUGCAGCAUGCACCAGCAAAUAAAAAGGAUGUCUUGGCUAGCUUCAUCUGUGGCCUGUUCAACCUUUAUGAAGAUUUAUAUUUCACAUACCUUGAGAUCAAUCCAUUAGUGGUGACUCAGGAUGGUGUCUACAUCCUCGAUUUGGCUGCCAAGAUCGAUGCAACUGCUGACUACAUCUGCAAAGUGAAGUGGGGGGAUGUGGAGUUCCCCCCUCCCUUUGGCAGGGAGGCCUACCCAGAGGAAGCCUACAUUGCUGACCUGGAUGCAAAGAGUGGAGCCAGCUUGAAGCUCACUAUUCUCAACCCCAAAGGCAGGAUCUGGACCAUGGUGGCUGGUGGUGGAGCCUCUGUGGUUUACAGUGACACCAUUUGUGACCUGGGGGGUGUGAAUGAGCUGGCUAACUAUGGGGAGUACUCAGGAGCCCCAAGUGAGCAACAGACCUACGACUAUGCCAAGACCAUCCUGUCCCUCAUGACCCGAGAGAAGCACCCUGAGGGUAAAAUCCUGAUCAUUGGAGGCAGCAUCGCCAACUUCACCAACGUCGCAGCCACCUUCAAAGGCAUUGUGAGAGCGAUCAAGGAUUACCAGGGCCCUCUGAAGGAGCAUGAGGUGAGGAUCUUUGUGAGAAGAGGAGGCCCCAACUACCAGGAAGGAUUACGUGUCAUGGGAGAAGUUGGGAAGACCACGGGGAUCCCCAUCCAUGUCUUUGGCACGGAGACCCACAUGACUGCCAUCGUGGGCAUGGCCCUGGGCCACCGGCCCAUCCCCAACCAGCCCCCGGCCGCCGCCCACACCGCCAACUUCCUGCUGACCGCCAGCGGCAGCGCCUCGACUCCAGCACCAAGCAGAACAGCCUCCUUCUCAGAGUCCAAAGCAGAUGACAUUGCUCCAGCCAAGAAGGCAAAGCCAACAGCACCUCUUGAUUCAGUCCCAGCCUCAAGACCUGGCUCAGGUAAAGCUACCACCCUGUUCAGCCGUCACACCAAGGCCAUCAUCUGGGGGAUGCAGACUCGGGCUGUGCAGGGAAUGCUGGACUUUGAUUACAUUUGCUCCCGGGAUGAGCCCUCAGUAGCUGCCAUGGUUUAUCCCUUCACUGGUGACCACAGGCAGAAGUUCUACUGGGGCCACAAGGAAAUCCUGAUCCCAGUCUACAAGAAUAUGUCAGAUGCCAUGAGGAAGCACCCAGAGGUGGAUGUUCUCAUCAACUUCGCGUCUCUGCGCUCUGCUUAUGACAGCUCUGUGGAAACCAUGAGCUACCCACAGAUCCGCACCAUUGCCAUUAUUGCUGAGGGCAUUCCAGAGGCCCUGACACGCAAGCUGAUCAAGGCAGCUGAUAAAAAAGGAGUCACGAUCAUUGGGCCUGCAACUGUUGGUGGGAUCAAACCAGGUUGCUUUAAAAUAGGCAACACAGGAGGCAUGUUGGAUAACAUCCUGGCAUCCAAGCUGUACCGCCCAGGCAGCGUGGCCUACGUCUCCCGCUCGGGGGGAAUGUCCAACGAGCUCAACAACAUCAUCUCCAGAACCACUGAUGGGGUCUACGAGGGGGUGGCCAUUGGAGGGGACAGAUAUCCUGGCUCAACUUUCAUGGAUCACGUCUUGCGUUAUCAGGAUACUCCAGGAGUGAAAAUGAUUGUAGUGCUUGGAGAGAUUGGAGGCACAGAAGAGUACAAGAUCUGUAGGGGUAUUAAAGAAGGUCGUAUCACCAAGCCAGUUGUGUGUUGGUGCAUUGGUACUUGUGCCACCAUGUUCUCUUCAGAGGUUCAGUUUGGCCAUGCAGGAGCUUGUGCCAACCAGGCUUCUGAAACGGCUGUUGCCAAGAAUCAGGCCUUGAAGGAAGCGGGUGUGUUUGUUCCCCGGAGUUUUGAUGAGCUGGGAGAGGUCAUUCAGUCAGUCUACCAAGAUCUUGUGGCCAAAAGAGUGAUUGAACCAGCUGAGGAAGUGCCUCCUCCAACUGUGCCAAUGGAUUACUCCUGGGCAAGGGAGCUGGGACUGAUCCGCAAACCGGCUUCCUUCAUGACGAGCAUCUGUGAUGAGAGGGGUCAGGAGCUGAUCUAUGCUGGGAUGCCCAUCACUGAGGUCUUCAAAGAAGAGAUGGGAAUUGGAGGGGUUCUGGGCUUGCUCUGGUUUCAAAGGAGGUUGCCCAGGUAUGCCUGCCAGUUCAUCGAGAUGUGCCUGAUGGUCACAGCAGACCACGGGCCAGCUGUGUCUGGAGCCCACAACACCAUCGUCUGUGCCAGGGCUGGCAAGGACCUUGUCUCCAGUCUCACUUCAGGCCUUCUGACUAUUGGUGACCGGUUUGGCGGAGCACUCGAUGCUGCAGCAAAGAUGUUCAGCAAAGCCUUUGACAGUGGGAUUAUCCCUAUGGAGUUUGUGAAUAAGAUGAAGAAAGAAGGGAAACUGAUCAUGGGCAUUGGACACAGAGUCAAAUCAAUAAAUAACCCAGACAUGAGAGUUCAGAUACUCAAAGACUACGUGAAGCAGCAUUUCCCUGCCACCCCACUGCUGGACUAUGCACUUGAAGUAGAGAAAAUUACAACUUCCAAGAAACCAAAUCUUAUCCUGAACGUGGAUGGCUUCAUUGGAGUUGCUUUUGUGGAUGUACUCAGGAAUUGUGGCUCUUUCACACGGGAAGAAGCAGAUGAAUAUAUUGAUAUAGGAGCCCUAAAUGGGAUCUUUGUACUAGGCAGGAGUAUGGGAUUCAUCGGACACUACCUGGACCAGAAGAGGUUGAAGCAAGGCCUGUACCGGCACCCCUGGGAUGACAUAUCCUAUGUUUUACCUGAGCACAUGACGAUGUGAGAACCUGCAGUGCUGCCUCGG
Molecule: messenger RNA, 3343 nt
Organism: Chaetura pelagica (chimney swift)
Lineage: Eukaryota; Metazoa; Chordata; Aves; Apodiformes; Apodidae
Gene: ACLY
Product: ATP citrate lyase
Exons: 29
Coding region: 17-3322 (1101 amino acids)
Biological process (GO): tricarboxylic acid cycle; acetyl-CoA biosynthetic process; fatty acid biosynthetic process
Cellular component (GO): cytosol
Molecular function (GO): ATP citrate synthase activity
Source: RefSeq, a predicted model, not a curated record